Molecule: messenger RNA, 449 nt
Organism: Gastrolobium bilobum
Lineage: Eukaryota; Viridiplantae; Streptophyta; Magnoliopsida; Fabales; Fabaceae
Product: small ribosomal subunit protein eS30z/eS30y/eS30x
Exons: 3
Coding region: 84-272 (62 amino acids)
Biological process (GO): translation
Cellular component (GO): ribosome; cytosolic small ribosomal subunit
Molecular function (GO): structural constituent of ribosome
Source: RefSeq, a predicted model, not a curated record
CUCUGAUUUAAUUUUAGGGUUUCUGCUUGUAGCUGCUGCAACUGAAAAGAACAGAAGAGAGAGAGAAUCAGCAACUCAUCAUAAUGGGGAAGGUUCACGGUUCUCUUGCUCGUGCGGGCAAAGUGAGAGGCCAAACUCCCAAAGUGGCAAAGCAAGACAAAAAGAAGAAGCCGCGUGGACGCGCUCACAAGCGCAUGCAAUACAAUCGCCGAUUCGUCACCGCCGUGGUGGGAUUCGGAAAGAAGCGUGGACCAAACUCAUCUGAGAAGUAAGGAAGACACUUGGAGGAUUUUUUUUUUUCUUCUUUUUAGUUUGCGGAAUGUAUUACUUGAUUGAUGAAUUGAAACGGUGAAAGUUCUUAUUAUGGUUCAAUGAAGGAGUUUUUUUUGCUAUUUAAUAUCAAACUCUAUAUUUCUUCCUUAAUAAAAACUGUGUAAGAAUUUCUUCUA